ACUCAAUAUACUGAUCCGAGUUACUUGAGUCCUGUGAAUCACUUGAGUCAGUAUCACCAAGAACCUACUGGUGAAACCCAUCUCCAAAUUCCUCUCGAGUCAUGCAAAUCCGAGUCCGCGCAAUUCAGGGUGCAGGCAGUAUCUCCAUCACUGUACACAUAACAAGCGGCGUUUUACUUCCAACUGAAGAUUGGACAGAGCCCAGUACUACAGAGUGUUUGCUUCCAACAUAACACCAAAAUAUAUUAGCUACACAUUAGAUUGCUAUGUGGUGUCAUGUCUUUGGGAUGAAUAAAGUUUAUAGGGGCAUUAAAUAAACGUAAUGUCAUGCAACAUUACUGCUGACAACCCAUGUAAAUUUAAACUUUUAAUUGUGCCACUUGUUGCCCUUAAAACCUACCCCACUCAUUCUAAGUAGUUGUUUGCAAAAAACUGUUGCAACAAAUAGCAUAAAUUACAUGGACUAGCAAUGGUUGCUACCUUAUUUGUCAUCAAGGGACUCAGGGAUCCAAGGGAGUCGGAUUAGAAAAACUUCCUGCAUGGCCGUAACCAUUGCUGACCCGGAUCAGUUGCAUCAGGCUCACCCCUGUGAGCGUGUGAGGCUCACCCGUGUGAGUGCAUGGGACUCACAGCGCCAAACAGACCCUCACCCACAGGCCUCGUGACUGUAAUGUAAGCUGCUGGACUCCUGAGUCACAAGUUCAUUCACUCUUGAUGAAAGCUGUCACUUUCCCGGUCCUAACUGUUGCUAAUUUCCACAAUACAUAUCCUAUAAAAGUAGCCUUGCUGCCUUUGCCCUCAUCUAAAAAUAUGUCCUCCUGGGACUAAAGGAAAUCGAUUUAACAUUAGCUCACGUGGACUUAGUUGUUCAAAAUAAUCUAUUCAGUUGGGCCAACUGGCAAACAAGCAGAGAACCUAAAGUGUUAGGACCUACUUCAACCAAAAAAAUACUGAAAAUAAGGUAGCAUGCAGUAUUUGCAGAACUGUCUAUUCUCUCUUCGCAGUUGUUGUACAUGUGUAUUCUCAAGUUCUAACCUGGUGUGCAGUGGAGAUAUUUUGUACACUUUAGCACACAAUAGGAACACAUAUCAAAUAUGUAUUGUGUUUCCUGCAUUUGAUGGAGGGUACAAGUGAGUGAGAACACAGUCUGUGUUUUAAGAAGGCAGUUAUGCAGUGCAAGGAACAGUUAGAAAAUCUGUUUGUUUUUUUCAUGGCAAGAAGGUUCCAGUUUACAGUCCCCCGGUCUGGACCCUUCUAUGUAGGGUUUGUAUGUUCUUUGUGUCCCUGCGUGGGUUUUCUCCGUGUACUCCAGUUUCCCCCCACUGUCCCAGAAAGAUGCACAUUAGGUUAAUUAGCUACUCUACAUUGCCCUGUGGCAUGAGUGAGAUGAGGUUGUUGUUGUUAUUGUUGUUGUUAUUAUGGAGGGGUGUAAGAGAAUAAUUGUUCAUAUUUCAGCAUGUAGACUGAACUUAUUGCCCUUCAAAUAUAACCCCAGCAGGCAAGCGAUCUCGCGAGAUUUCAUGAACCUCUUAUCUGUUUACCUUGUUACCUCCUGCCUCACCACUGCAGGAGGGUGUGCCACUGGUUAUAAGUCGCAUUUCUUGUUAUUCACACAUUGCUGACCUCUGGAAACCUAAAAUAUCAAGCAGAGAUGGACAUUCUGAGUGUGUUGCCAUCCAACUUUGGAUAUGUCAUAUUUACUUACCUCUACAGCUGGAUAAUGAUGAUGUAUCUAUCGCUCAAAGUCACGUACGCCAGGAAGAAGUAUGAUGUUAAGUUUCCCACUAUGUACAGUGACAAGGAACACAUAUUCAAUUGUAUUCAGAGAGCACAUCAGAACACUGUAGAGGUGUACGCUCUGUGGCUUGUUUUCCACACUAUUGCUGCUCUUGUCUACCCGUUAUCGGCAUCUGUGCUCGGGGUUAUUUGGGUGACCAGCAGGUUUUCGUAUGCAUGGGGCUACUACACAGGAGAUCCAGCCAAGAGGAUGAAUGGUGGCUAUGGCAACAUUGGCCACUAUGGUGCCAUCAUUCUGUCCAUAGCUGUAGCCUUGCAGUUGAUUGGAGUCUUUUAAAACAAUUAUCAUCUUCUUUACAGAUUUUACCGGCUUACGUGUGAUUUUCAAAUGUAUCAGCUCUAAAGUACCUGUAAACAUCUUUAAAUGCUAAUUUCAAAUUGUGUUGCUAAUCAUAUUUUUAUUUAAGUGUUUUUAAAAAUGUGAUACCUUUAUAUUCCCAUAUUUGCUGUGAUUGUAUGUUCCUUGUAAUAAUUGUCAAUAAAGUCAGUGCUAACUGAUGCUACAGCUCCAGAAAUGUUCUCAGCAGUAUUCUCUUCACAGUAGGCAUUAAAAUUUGCAAACAAUGAAAGGGUCAGCUGUAGGCAUGAAGGCCCAUGUGACUCACGCAUGAUGUCUCAGACACAAAUCUCACAUCAGCUUCAGCUUGGUUGAAUGGAAAAUAGACUCAAGAAGAUGCAUUAGUCAUUUUAAUAAACACAGAGAGAUCUCA
Scatophagus argus is the source of this 2507-nucleotide messenger RNA. RefSeq names its product microsomal glutathione S-transferase 3-like. Gene Ontology annotation, cellular component: nuclear envelope; endoplasmic reticulum; membrane. Lineage: Eukaryota; Metazoa; Chordata; Actinopteri; Scatophagidae. Bases 1652 to 2074 code for a protein of 140 amino acids. The transcript has 4 exons. Gene Ontology annotation, molecular function: glutathione peroxidase activity; glutathione transferase activity. The record is from RefSeq and is a predicted model, not a curated record.